AUGCCUUUAGGAAUCAAUAAUCCGCUUCCUUCGUCUAUGGCGUCGGAAUGCAAAAAGUGUGGAAAGAUUUUGUCCUCAUUUAUUGAUCCACGACAAGCUUUCGGACCAGAUAAGAUUAUUCCACCACAUGUUCUCGCGCAAGCAAAGGGCCUCGCAAUCGUUACAGUUCUUAAAGCUGGUUUUAUCGGUUCCGGUCGUUACGGAAAUGGUGUCGUUAUAGCUCGUCUUUCCGAUGGUUCUUGGUCCGCACCCUCAGCAAUUGGUAUCGGUGGCGGCGGAGUGGGUGGACAAAUUGGUUUUGAGCUUACAGAUUUCGUUUUCAUUCUUAAUGACGCUGCAGCCGUGCGCACCUUCUCUCAAGCUGGUUCUCUUACAUUGGGUGGAAAUGUCAGUAUUGCCGCUGGACCAAUAGGACGAAAUGCCGAGGCAGCCGGAGCUGCCAGUAUGAAGGGUGUAGCUGGUGUUUUCAGCUAUUCCAAAACCAAGGGACUUUUUGCCGGUGUCAGUCUCGAGGGAAGUGCCAUUAUCGAGCGAAGGGAUGCGAAUGAGAAAUUAUAUGGAAGGAGAUUCACAGCCGCUGAAUUACUUGGAGGCGCAGUCCGAGCACCACCAGCAGCACAACCUCUUAUGAAUGUGUUGAAUUCGAGAGCUUUCGCGGGCCAGAAUCCCGAUGAUGGAAUUUAUAAUGACAGCCCUGUUUAUGACGAACGACACGAUGAUGUAGUUUGGGAAGGUAGAAGAGGAAGUGCAUUUGGAGAAGGUACACAAAGAGAUCGAGGCGCAAGUUUAGGACACAGUGACGAUUAUGUCAACCCGAACCGACCUCAAAGAGCAAGUACAUGGGCCGAUGAUAUUUACGACAGGCCAACCAAUGGAAGCAGGGCUAGAUCUGGUAGCGGAUUUGACGAUGACUAUGUGUAUUCUGAUGCUCCCCGUGCACCUCCAAGUCAAUUUGGUGGUAGUGGAAAACCAGGACCAGGUAGACCUGCUGCGCCAAAACCGAAAUUCCAACCAAAGACAGCUAGUUUGAGAAGCAAUGAGGCGGUUGCGCAAUUUACGUUUGAUGCAGAUCAACCAGGAGAUUUGGGAUUCAAGAAGGGAGAUGUUAUUAUGGUAACAAAGAAGACUGAGAGUACUGAAGAUUGGUGGACUGGUACCCUCAACGGACGAUCAGGCAUUUUUCCUUCGAAUUAUGUCAAAAUGAGGGAGUAAAUUUUGUCAAUGAAACACGGGCGAGAAUCAUUCCCUACUCAAAUCCGCAUUUUUACACACUAUCAACCUCUACCGCCGGAACAACACUCUCGAGUCGUUUCUGGCAUAUAGUUGUUUUCGUAUUCUACAUUAUGGGAGUUUUCGGAGGUUUCAUUUGCAUUUCCUAGAUGUUUUAUACUCAUCUCUAUAUCUAUCUGUUCUGCUAGCGAAUCCAUUUUUAUCUUCUUUGACCUUUUUCAUUUCUCAUACCUUUCAUGUCCUUUGGGAAGUACAUGGUUUGUGGAUAGAGCUUGGGCUCAGGCUUUAGGAUGCUGAUGAAGAAUUUGCGAAACAAAGAGUACGGCGAAGGAAAUUCCUUGGUACAUAGUGAUGAGGAGAAUUAUGGGUAAGAAAUUGAAUGUGGAUAUAGGGAUGAAAAGAUGAAUUGGAGAAGAGCUUUUUUGGUAUGGAACGGUUGGUUUGAUUGGGGUUAGCGAAAUAUGAAUAAAAGUGGUAAUUAUAUGAUGUUUUGU
Molecule: messenger RNA, 1724 nt
Organism: Botrytis fragariae
Lineage: Eukaryota; Fungi; Ascomycota; Leotiomycetes; Helotiales; Sclerotiniaceae
Product: putative sh3 domain-containing protein
Exons: 4
Coding region: 1-1212 (403 amino acids)
Biological process (GO): actin cortical patch localization; actin filament bundle assembly
Cellular component (GO): actin cortical patch
Molecular function (GO): phosphatidylinositol binding; actin filament binding
Source: RefSeq, a predicted model, not a curated record